AUGAAGUCUAAUUUGAAGGAUGACGUCAAAAAAGAAAUUAUACAAAAACUUAACUAUAAAAUCGGUGGCGAUAUUAACAAUUUAGUAAAUGCAUACGAAGUUGAAAACGAGUGCGUGCUUAAGAGAAAUCAACUUAAAAGCUUGCUGAAUGCUGCUAGCGAUGAAGUACCCAACAAACUUUCUUCAGCAAUCGCCAAAGCCGAAUGUAAUUCACAACAGAUUGACCAAUUGAGAGAGAAAAGAAUUGAAUUGAUGAAAAAAGUAGAUGGCUUCAUUGAGAAAACCCAGCCAUUGAUGUCUGAGUUGAAUAAAAGAUUUACAGCUAUUGGUAGACUUGAAGAAGUUUUGUCUUAUUUUAAGUCAUAUGCUAGAAUUGAGGAACUAAGUAAUCAGAUGAAACAAUGCAAAGAUGAUGAACAGUUGGUUGUCAUGUUCGGAGAGAUGAAGGAGAUGUGCUCCAAAUACAAGAAACCACACCAACAGACAUAUAUCAAGGAUUAUACACACUACUGGCAUAAUAUACUCAAGGACAACUUUACUAGAAAUUAUGAAGAUGUUCUCAAAGCAUUGAAGUGGCCAUUCACAUCACAAGCUGAGAUUGCCCCUACCAAGGAAGUAAUGAACAGAUUUACAACUGUUACCAGACAUCUGUUCUUGGUACAGGAACCUAAAUCAAUGGUUGUAUCAAUAUCUGGUGACUUUAGUCAAGAACCAGAACCAACAUUGCCAAUAAAAUUACUACUGAAGCCUCUCAAAAAGAGGUUUAUGUUCCACUUCACUGGAUCUCGUCAGACAGCGAGGAUUGAUCGACCCGAGUGGUUCUUAACUCAAACAUUAACUUGGAUUAAAGAUCAUCAAGAUUUUGUCAAAACCAAUGUACAGCCUAUCGCUGAAAAACUAAACAUGAAAAAUGUGAACACAGUGGAUGAAUUCAACGUGGGUAUAAUAUCAUUGGCAGCGGAACGUCUUCACACUGUAUUAGGCAUCUAUCACACUCAGACUAAACACGUGUUGGAUGUUGACGCGGCGUUCGCGCACGCUGUGGACGAAACCUUAGGAUUUCACAGAGAACUUGUUAAUAUAACGGGCGGAGAAUUGAACAGUGUGCUGUCUGUUCUUACUAGAGCAGAGACCUUUGUUCGGUGGCUGGCCGUAGAGAAGAAAUAUGCUCUAUCAAAAAUGGAUGAAACUCUCGAUAAUAGUCAAUGGAUUGAGCCGGUAGCUUCAGGCGUUGUAUCAGCUGUGGGUUCAGUACUAUGGGUUCCACGAGGUGCUGACUGGUUCAUAGCAUUACUUAAAACCAUAGAAGACAGAUACGCUAUGCUGCCACAACCAGGACAUAGGUUACAAUUCCUGGAACUACAACUGGAAUUGAUCGAGGAGUGGCGUAUUCGUUUGACGCAGUUGUUGGGGGCGGCUGUGACGUCACUCACACCAGACACCUUCCUCACAGCCGGGCCUCAUCCUCUUAUAGCGAUCAUAAACACAGCUCAUCAUACUAGGAAUGUAUUGUUGCAGUGGGCUAAUUCAUUGCAUUAUCUGCAAUUACACUACUACAAGCGUCAGUUCCAUCACUUCACCCAGCAGCAGCACAAAGAGGAGAGUGAUGAGAGUGUGUACGAUGAUGAAUACUACUACGAUGAUGAUGAUAAGACUGAGGACACGCACAGCAAAGACGAAGAUCAAAUGGAAGAAGCGCUAUCGUUAAACGACGUCGAAGUUCGUGCGAAGAAGAUGGCGCUGAACGAAAUAAAGAGACGGAACUCUGUUGUUAAUGAGAGUCAAUAUGAUGUUCCAGGUGUAAGUCCAUCAAGUUCGGAGGUGGAGGAAGGCGCGGUGUUCUGUGAGUCUCCGGCGCUGCUCGCUCACCUCAGGGACGCGGGCAUAGCGGCGCUGGCUGAACAUAUACUGAUGGAGUUCAAGGCUACUAUACGGGAAUACAAGAAACAAAAAUGGCACUCUAUGGUAACUAUGGAGCAAGCAGCGUUGUCAGUAUCCGCGCCACUAUGUGCACCUCUAUCUGGUGCUGUAUCGCGUGCUGGCUGCGCUGCCGGCACUCUAUCACCGAGACUCGCGGAACAUUUGAUGACGCAUCUCGCUGCAUGCGUUGAUAUGUACCUGUUCGAGGAAGUAGUUCUGGAGAGUUGGUUCAACACGGGCGGGACGUUGCAGUUCACACACGACGUUAAGAGAAACCUCGUGCCCGCGUUCGCUCCACCGAAUAAGAAUGCAUCUAAAUUGAAUCACCUCCCGAGAUUAUUGGAAGCCUGUAAACUUUUGAACUUGGAUUACGACGACGCAAGACGGCUACGUUCACACUUAUCAAAACAGCCCAACGAGAUGUCCGAUUAUUUGACGAAUUUAAACAUUAAUCACAUCAAACCAGCCGAGGCUCUACGCAUAUUGAACCAACGAACAGAUCUCACUGAUACUACUUCACCGUCAUCAGUCAUGGAGCUCUUCUGA
Danaus chrysippus (African queen) is the source of this 2466-nucleotide messenger RNA. NCBI's taxonomy places the organism in Eukaryota, Metazoa, Arthropoda, Insecta, Lepidoptera, Nymphalidae. The record is from the annotation of a GenBank genome assembly.